Molecule: messenger RNA, 1251 nt
Organism: Episyrphus balteatus (marmalade hoverfly)
Lineage: Eukaryota; Metazoa; Arthropoda; Insecta; Diptera; Syrphidae
Gene: IPIP
Product: sesquipedalian-1
Exons: 4
Coding region: 313-1050 (245 amino acids)
Biological process (GO): receptor recycling; endosome organization; retrograde transport, endosome to Golgi
Cellular component (GO): early endosome; recycling endosome; trans-Golgi network
Source: RefSeq, a predicted model, not a curated record
UUUCCACAGGACGUCGAAGUGACGAAGUUCGACUUCCCAAAAAUUUCUUUUUUUGUUCUCGAGAAUUUCAUAAAAGAUUUCCAAAUAAAAAUAUAACAAUGAAUAAAUUAUAUAUUCCAUAAAGUGUUUAAAUGUAAAACAAACAAAAAUCUCCUUAAUUUUACACACUAUAAAGACUAGCAUCACAUUUAAAAGCACUCUCUUAAAACAUUUUGCAUUAUAAUUUUUGUUUCUAUUUUCUAUUCGGUUUCAUUUUUUUUUGUAUUUUUAUUAUUUUCUGAUCAAAGCGGGUUAACAAAUAAAAUAAAAACAAUGAAAAUUAAUGAGAAAAAUCUUUGCAUUUUUGCCACCACACCUCCAUACGAUUAUGAAGGAUUUCUCAAUAAACGAGGUGAAGUCAACAAAGCUUUUCAGCGUCGCUAUUUUGUUCUCAAAGGAAAUUUGCUAUUCUAUUUCGAGAAAAAAUAUGACAAGGAGCCCCUGGGUGUUAUCAUUGUAGAAGGCUGUACAAUUGCAGAACUCUCAGAAGAAACUGAACAAUAUUGCUUUCAAAUUGUCUUCAACGGAAAUCGUACUUACAUUCUGAGUGCUGACAAUCAAGAGCAAAUGGAAGGCUGGAUGAAGGUAUUAACUUGUGCUGGUUAUGAGUUUAAAAGAGUGGUUGUAGCUGAGCUCCAAAGACAAUUAGAUGAGAUUGAGAGUUCAAAGAAACAACGGCUUGGCCAAGAAAUACCAAAUCCAAUACCAUCAAAGCCUCCACGCACAAGGUCGAAUCCAUUCAAUCGGCCCGCACCACCUCCUCCUUCUUCCCAAAGAUUGGCCGACAAACCAAUGCCAAUUAAUGGUUUUUCAGGGACAGAAUCAUCAACAUCAUCGUCAUCAUGUGCUACCACCAACAGUUUGGCGGCAGCGGCCCCAUCUCAAACAGUAUUGUCAACUAGCCAAUUAUUCGAAAAAAUGCACAAGCAUUUUCGCAAUGAUGUUAUGAUAGACGUUGAUUUGCAUCGAGCGGCAAAGGAACUUGCUGCAAAGCCAUUAAUUGAAAUUUAGUUUUAAGCUCCAAAUCUCAUUUUGUGUGUAUGUGUUUAACCAUUUAGUUUGUGUUUUAUUAUUUUUUUAAAUACUGUCUCUUUUUUUCUUUAAUGACAUUAAUUGUAUGAUUUUAGUUUGUAAAUAAAUUAUAAUCAAAUAAAAAUAUAUUAUAUUUUGUAAUAUUUAUAUUAUGUAAAUAAAUAUAUAAACUACAACGAA